CGUACGGUGCGCGUGGCCGCGUACCCUACGCCGUGGCCGCGACGCGGAACCAUAACCCAGGCCGGAGCUCAGCAGCGGUCGGGAGGGGGAUUUCCAGCCCGAGCUCACACUUCCCGAAGCAGCAGUUGUUUUGCUUUCGGUCUGAAUGGAUAAACAGAACUAAGGCUGCCCACCCUCGCCCCGGUCCAGCUCGAACUGUCCCUCCCUCCCCGGGCUGCACUUGUCGCCCCGACACCGGCACAGUGAAGCGAUAAGGCCGUCCACACGAACAGCGGUCGUUUGCAGGAUGGAUAGCGAAGAGGGCAGUAUGCCAGUAGAGAGAAUGCGGAUGCGGCCGUGGCUGGAAGAACAGAUCAAUUCUUGCCAGAUACCAGGACUGAAAUGGGUUAACAAAGAAAAGAGAAUCUUCCAGAUCCCAUGGAUGCACGCUGCACGGCACGGGUGGGACUUGGAGAAGGACGCUCCGCUCUUCAUGCGCUGGGCCGUACACACUGGGAAGUAUCAGCCGGGGGCCGACCGUCCAGAUCCAAAGACGUGGAAGGCCAAUUUCCGCUGCGCCAUGAACAGCCUACCAGACAUCGAAGAGGUGAAGGAUAAAAGCAUCAAAAAGGGAACCAAUGCCUUCAGAGUUUAUAAAAUGCUGUCGUCCACGGAGAGAAGCUUGAAAAAGGGAAAGAAGAAGACAGAUAAGGAGGGAAACCCAAAGGGAAGGAAAGAGAUCUAUUCUUCAUCUCCUGAAGUUUAUCCUGGACCUGUUGAUCAUAGCAAGCAGGACUUGAUCAAGGAGGAAGGGGUAGAGGUCACAGUGACAGACAGUGCAUCAGCAAUUCACAGUUCAGUGGACGACCACGUGAUCAACAGCGAGCAGGUCCCGUACGUGUGCCAGACGAUCGAAGUGACCACUGAGAACGAAGAGCAGACCGUCAGCUCCUCCCAUUCCUACCCACUACAGAUCUCUCCAGCUUCCUCGUGCUGCGGCAGCGGGACAGACAGUGAUACAGAAGAUAUUAAAGAGGGCGUUAGUGCAGCAUGGAAGCAGGAUUACAGCAAACCCGUCCUCAGGAUCCCCUCCUGCUCCCUCCCUGGCAUGGCCACCUUUGUGAAUCCGGGCAAACCCAACUUCAGGGUGACCAGCACGCGGGACCCCACGCCGCUGAUCAGCUACCAGAUCGACAGCUGGAGCCAGAACUCUCUCACGCCCAGGACCGGCGAGAUCAGGACCGGCGAGAUCAGGACCAGCGAGAGCAGGACCAGCGACAUCAGGACCAGCGAGAUCCGUGCAAGUGUCAUUAGGAAAACCUCUGACGUCAGCUCCUCCUGACCUCACAUCAACAGUACAAUUCAUAUGUCCAGGGCAAAAACAAAAAGAUAAAAUGUUUGGCUUCUUUUUUUCAGAGCCAUGUGGGAGAGUAAACCUCCCCAACCUUUGAUUUAUCGGAACAUUUGCCUUGGUCAUGCGCUCUCUCAGUUUUCCCCACUCACUUGACUCUGUUAAUACAUUAGCUGGCUUCACAAGUUUUCUAAGUGGUGAGCGUUUAAUAUAGAUGUUUUUGUGCAGGGUUCUGUGCACUGCAAAAACUCAAACAAAUCUUACCAGGAAUAUUUGUCUUAUUUCUAGUUAAAAUGUCUCUUUUUUUUAGUCAAAAGAAUCUCAUUACACUUAAAACAAGAGUCAUUACCAGAAAAAUAACUUGUUAUUUGACAAUUUUCACCUGUUUCAAGUAAAUUUUCACUUGAAUUAAGUAGGAAAAUCUGCCAGUGGGACAAGAUUUAUCUUCUCAUUACAAGCAAAAAAAUCUUGUUCCACUGGCAGAUUUUUCUACUUAUUUUAAGUGGAAAUCUACGACGGAGUAUUAGGGCUAAACUAAGACAAAAAAAGAAAUGGAAUUUACGAGAAUAAAGUCGUAAUAUUUUGAGAAUAAAGUUUUAAUAUUAAAUAUAUUAUAAAUAUAUAAAUAUAACUUCACAAGAUGCUCAAUAUUCCUCAUUUUAACACAGGACUGCCCUUCCUGUUAGAGUUCUCAUAAAUUAUAUUCUCAUAAUAUUACGACUUUAGUCUCAUAAAUUACGACUUUAUUCUCGUAAUAUUAUGACUUUAUUUUCGUAAUUUUACGACUUUAUUCUCGCAACAUUAUGACUUUAUUCUCGUAAUAUUAUGACUUUAUUCUCGUAAUAUUAUGACUUUAUUCUCGUAAUAUUAUGACUUUAUUCUCG
Cololabis saira (Pacific saury) is the source of this 2214-nucleotide messenger RNA. RefSeq names its product interferon regulatory factor 2b (gene irf2b). Gene Ontology annotation, cellular component: nucleus. NCBI's taxonomy places the organism in Eukaryota, Metazoa, Chordata, Actinopteri, Beloniformes, Belonidae. Gene Ontology annotation, molecular function: RNA polymerase II cis-regulatory region sequence-specific DNA binding; DNA-binding transcription factor activity, RNA polymerase II-specific. The coding region runs from base 287 to 1321 and encodes 344 amino acids. The record is from RefSeq and is a predicted model, not a curated record. Gene Ontology annotation, biological process: regulation of transcription by RNA polymerase II; immune system process. The transcript is spliced from 10 exons.